Aureobasidium melanogenum CBS 110374 is the source of this 1554-nucleotide messenger RNA. Its product is annotated as glycerol kinase. NCBI's taxonomy places the organism in Eukaryota, Fungi, Ascomycota, Dothideomycetes, Dothideales, Saccotheciaceae. Gene Ontology annotation, cellular component: mitochondrion. The transcript has 5 exons. The record is from RefSeq and is a predicted model, not a curated record. The coding region runs from base 1 to 1554 and encodes 517 amino acids. Gene Ontology annotation, biological process: glycerol-3-phosphate biosynthetic process; glycerol metabolic process; triglyceride metabolic process. Gene Ontology annotation, molecular function: glycerol kinase activity.
AUGAGAAAUCCCAAUUCAAGAUUCAUCAUUGCGGUCGAUCAAGGAACAACGAGCACACGAGUCGCCUUGUUCGAUCUACAAGGAGAUCUCAUUGCCUUUCACCAGGAGUGCUUCUCCCAGAUUCGACCACAACCGAGCUGGCAUGAGCAAGAUCCGGAGGAACUGUACAACUCCGUUACGAAUUCUCUCGACAAAUGCCUGAACAAAUUCCUCGAACAAGGGUUCCGCAAAGAUCAAAUAACCUGUUUGGGCGUGACCAACCAGAGAGAGACCACUAUCGCAUGGGACAGCACAUCUGGUCGCCCACUAUAUAAUGCGACAGUAUGGGGAGACACUCGAACAAAAGAUAUGGUGACAGCGGCGAAGAAGCGGCACACGCAUGAUGAUGUUGUCCACAAAACAGGCCUCCCAAUAUCUACGUACUCAUCGGCCUUGAAGCUUUGCUGGAUGCUAGAGAACGUGCCAGCAGUCAAGGAAGCAUACCAAGAGGGUCGCUUAGUAUUCGGAACGCUGGACAGCUGGCUUAUUUACAAAUUGAACGGUGGUUCUGAGCGAGAUCUGGUUGUCACAGAUAGUACCAAUGCUUCGAGGACUGGUUUCAUGGAUUUGAGUACUCGACAAUAUGAUCGAGAGCUCUUGGAAUUUUACACCACUCCCCAAUACGACCUAAGUAGAGUUCGCAUGCCGUCUAUUCAUCCCAGCGCGGACCCUGUAGCUUAUGGGUCCGUUCGUGGCGGAUCUCUUGACGGCAUACCAAUCACAGGGUGUGUUGGCGACCAGUCCGCUGCUCUAAUUGGUCACAGAGGAUUCUCAGUCGGUAGCGCAAAAGCUACUUACGGUACUGGCUGCUUUUGCGUCUACAACACUGGAUCUAAAAUCUUCGAUAGGCAACACGGGCUGCUGAGCACGAUCGCCUAUGAUUUUGGGUCGGAGAUGGCAUAUGCCUUGGAGGGAAGCAUUGCUACUGCCGGUUCUGGUGUCAGUUUUUUAGUUGACAAUAUGGGCCUUGCCCCAAACGCUGCCGGUAUCAGUGCCCUUGCAGAUAGCGUCAGCGAUUCUGGUGGAGUAGUCUUCGUGACAGCAUUCAGUGGACUUUUCGCUCCUUAUUGGAUCGAUGACGCUCGAGGUACGGUGUUUGGCAUAACAAUGAAGACUCAACGUGGCCACAUUGCCCGUGCUGUGUUGGAAGCGGUAUGCUAUCAAACCAAAGCUGCAUUUGACGCUGCUCUGGCUUAUGAUGAUGGAUUGAUGCUCAAGACACUCAACGUAGAUGGUGGCAUGUCACAAAGUAACAAUUGUAUGCAAUUGCAGGCUGAUAUUCUGGGCGUCGACAUCGUAAGGCCCAAGAUGUGUGAGAUAACCGCCCUGGGGGCUUGCUUCACAGCAGGGCUAGGUGCAAGAAUCUGGAACGACACAAAAGAGGUCGACCAGAUUGAUCUCGCUAACAACCCCGAGAUAUUGAGAGCCCGCAGAUCAGAUAUCUCUGGUCACGAGGCCUUCAUCACUUGGCAGAAAGCUGUGAAGAUGAGUCGUGGAUGGCUGUCCUGUUGUUAG